CACACCCACACCCCAGAGUUCAAGUUUCAUCCAUGUCUCCGAAUUCCAUCGCCCACCUUGGCUACCUCGCCGUGCUCUUCCUCCUUCCUCACUGCCUUCUCCGCUGUUCUGCCGACGUCGACUUCCUCUACAACGGCUUCCAGCGCUCGGCCAACCUGAGCCUAGACGGCUCGGCGUCGAUCUUGCGCGGCGGCGCGCUCCAGCUCACCAACGACAGCGACAACCUCAUGGGCCACGCUUUCUUCGACUCGCCGGUGCAAGCUGUUAGGGACGACACCGUCGUCUCCUUCAGCACGGCCUUCGUCUUCGACAUCGUGACCGUUGGCCGCGGCGGCGGUCACGGCCUGGCCUUCGUGAUCGCGGCGUCCAAGGUGCUGCCAGGUGCAAGCGCCGGGCAGUAUCUUGGCCUCCUCGGCAAGAACAAUUUGGGCAACUCCAGCAACCAUGUCUUAGCCGUUGAGUUCGACACGGUGCAGGCAAACGGGCUGCUGAACGAGGCGAACGGCAACCACGUCGGCGUCGACCUGAACAGCCUUGUGUCGAACGUGUCGGAGCCGGCCGCGUACUUCACCGACGACGGCAAGAACGUCACCGUGACGCUCGAGAGCGCGCAGCCCAUUCAGGCGUGGGUGGACUACAACGGCCGCACCAAGGUCCUCAACGUGACAAUAGCUCCGGUGUCCGUGACAAGCCGGCCUGACCGGCCGCUCAUAUCGCACGCCAUCGACCUCCUGCCGAUCUUUGAGCAAAACAUGUACGUCGGCUUCUCGGCGGCGACAGGGAAGUUGGCGAGCUCACAUUAUAUCCUCGCAUGGAGCUUCCGUACUGACGGAGCUGCGCAAGCCAUCGAUCUAUCCCGGAUGCCGAAACUUCCGAAGCCGCCAGCUUCCCCACCAUCCAGGUCCACCGUCAUCAAGAUCGUCGCUGUGUCUUGCGUGGUCACGCUCACCACGAUCGUCUUGGCGAUUGUUAUUGCGCUCUGGCUGCGGCGGAGGGCCGUCCUCGCCGAGACGCUCGAGAAGUGGGAGCUGGACCACCCGCACAGGAUGCCGUACAUAGAGCUCUACAAAGCCACCAAGGGGUUCAAGAACAGUGAGCUCCUCGGCGCCGGUGGCUUCGGUCAGGUGUUCAAAGGUGUGCUCCGGCGCUCCGGCGACGUCGUAGCCAUCAAGCGGAUCUCGAACAACGGAACGCAGGGGAUGCGCGAGUUCGUCGCCGAGGUCGCGAGCCUCGGACGCAUGCGGCACCGGAACCUGGUCGAGCUGCGCGGGUGGUGCAAGCGCGGGGAGGACCUGCUCCUGGUGUACGAGUUCAUGCCCAACGGCAGCCUCGACGCGCACCUGUUCCACCGCGCCGGCGAGCCCCGGGCGCUGCUGACGUGGGAGCAGCGCGUCAGGAUCCUCAGGGGCGUCGCCUCAGGGUUGGUGUACCUGCACGAGGAGUGGGAGCAGCUGGUGGUGCACCGCGACGUGAAGGCCAGCAACGUGCUGCUCGGCGCCGACAUGGGCGCGCGGCUCGGCGACUUCGGCCUCGCGCGUCUCUACGAGCACGGCGCUGAUCCCGCCACGACGCGCAUCGUCGGGACGCUGGGGUACAUGGCGCCGGAGCUCACCGUGACCGCCAAGGCUACCACGGCCACUGACGUGUUCGCCUACGGCGCGCUGCUCCUCGAGGUAGCCUGCGGGCGCCGGCCCAUCGACCCCGUCACCGGCGCCAACCUGCUGCGCUGCGUCCGGGACCAUGGCGUCAAUGGGGACCUGCUGCGUGCCGUGGACAGCAGGCUCGACGGGCGCUACGACAAGGAGGAGGCGAAGCUGGUGCUGUGGCUGGGCCUCAUGUGCAGCCAGUCGCGGCCGGAAGCACGGCCCAGCAUGCGGCAGGUGUGCCAGUACCUAGACGGUGAGGUGGACAUGCAGGAGGAGGCCGUGCUCGUCUUCUCGGGCGUCGAUUCCUUCGACUUCGGGCCGCUGGCGUCCCUGACGUGGUCGUCGUGCUCGUGCAACACAAUGUCAGCGGAUUCACUGCUACUGGGUGGUCGCUGAUCCCGGUUGGUUCUGCGCAUUUUAGUCUCUGGCUAGCUGCUCUUUUGGUCGUGUUCUCCGACAAAUUUGUUUCUCGGCACCAACUUGAUUGCCCAAA
Phragmites australis (common reed) is the source of this 2139-nucleotide messenger RNA. Its product is annotated as L-type lectin-domain containing receptor kinase SIT2-like. Gene Ontology annotation, biological process: protein phosphorylation. The record is from RefSeq and is a predicted model, not a curated record. The coding region runs from base 33 to 2042 and encodes 669 amino acids. Gene Ontology annotation, molecular function: protein kinase activity; ATP binding; carbohydrate binding. Lineage: Eukaryota; Viridiplantae; Streptophyta; Magnoliopsida; Poales; Poaceae. Gene Ontology annotation, cellular component: plasma membrane. The transcript has a single exon.